Messenger RNA from Aquila chrysaetos chrysaetos, 2217 nucleotides. RefSeq names its product adenine phosphoribosyltransferase (gene APRT). Gene Ontology annotation, biological process: adenine salvage; AMP salvage. The record is from RefSeq and is a predicted model, not a curated record. Gene Ontology annotation, molecular function: adenine binding; adenine phosphoribosyltransferase activity; AMP binding. Gene Ontology annotation, cellular component: cytoplasm. Lineage: Eukaryota; Metazoa; Chordata; Aves; Accipitriformes; Accipitridae. Bases 328 to 903 code for a protein of 191 amino acids. The transcript has 6 exons.
GAUCUCAAAGCACUUUUAAAUCACUGAUCACCUCUGUGUCCAAAAGAGAGGCAAAGCCAGUGUCCCCCUGCUACAGUACAGGCGGUAGUUCCUCUGCCAGACACAGAACAGCCCUAAACCUCUCCGAGCUGCAAGCGGAUGUUGAGACACCUCCCCAGCGAUAUUCCAGAGCCGAAGUCCUUUGACAUCACAUUUGGAAAUUGGUCCUAGGAAAGUUCUUUUCAGAUGGAAAUUGCAGCAGGAGUCAGCACUGUUGUUUGAAAGAUUGAACAAUUACAGGGAAAGCUAAUUUACUUUGGACGUUAAAAACCAGUCUGUACUGAACUGAUGGUGUUUGAGAGGCCUGAUCCUGCAUCAGAGGAGGAGAGAUCCCCCCAGCGCUGCUUCUUCACCUGGCUGCUGGAUGCGAAGGGACCGGUGGGAGCCCUCGGCAGCUCGUCCUGCGAUAUCAGCCCUUUGCUGAAGGAUCCUGCAGCUUUCAGGGCUUUGCUUGAUCUUCUGGAAGAUCAUUUGAGGGCGUCUUUCCCCCAAAUCGACUUUAUCGCAGGCCUGGACUCCCGUGGCUUCCUCAUAGGCCCCUCUCUGGCUCAGAGACUGGGGAUCGGCUUCGUGCUGAUACGGAAAAAGGGGAAGCUUCCCGGUCCGACCGAGUCUGUCUCCUAUGACCUUGAGUAUGGCAAGGCUGAACUUGAAAUCCAGAGUGAUGCUGUGGAACCAGGACAAAAAGUAGUUAUUGUAGAUGACUUGCUUGCAACUGGAGGUACCAUGUGUGCAGCCUGCGAGCUGAUGAAGAGGCUGAAGGCUGAAGUCCUGGAGUGCCUGGUGGUCAUAGAGUUAAAAUUCCUGAAAGGGUCGGAAAAGCUCAAAUCCAUCCCUUUCUACUCUCUGCUGCAGUAUGACUGAGGAGGAGGAGGGAGAAGGAAAUGCACGCCCUGAGCUGUGCACAAGUUUGGGGCUUUAUUCAGUGACUCUUGUUGUCACAGGGGGGUGGGCAGGGGGGGGGAAUCUAAAAUUUUGGUCCUGGCCAGAUGCUAUACAAUUGUAAGUCCUAUUUAUUUUCCAAGCCACAGAUUAAGGUGUGUUGAGUGUAAGGAUCCUUUCUGGAGUUCAUCCUUUUGGGAAGAAAGAACAGCCUGAUUGGUUUGGAGGAUGGAGACCAAGAUGCAGCUUCACUGAGUAUUUUUCUUUUAGGAGACCAAAGUGAAAAUACUGCUGCUGAGGCAGGAGAGGUCUGAUAGCUUAGUGGGCCCAGCAUUCCCUUUCGGUUGAGCUGUGCCCAGUCAGCCUCCUAGGAACCCAUUAGAAGUUUGCCAAAGAAACAUGGAAGAUGGACAAAAAGUGAUUAUUCAUCUAAGGGAUAAAUCCCUCUGUAUUUGACCUCAGAGGAUGGUGUGGUUGCUCUCUGCUGUUGCUCAAACCAGAAUAGGUUGCUCUCACAUUAAGGUAGUGCUUGUUAAGGAGAAUUAAGUGCCUGCCCAGCCCUGUAUCCUGAAAUCAGGAGGUAGCCACCGCCAACGCAAUGGAGGUUGCUGGUCUAGAUGAGCUCAAGCACCAUGUCAGCUUGCAGCUUGGCUCGUGGUCUCCUUCCCUUGAGACUGCGAGAAGCUGAAGGUCUCUGUUGCAGGAAGCCGUCUGCCUUCCCUUGGUGCAGGGUAGUUCUUAGCAGCGGACUUUAGAAAACUAGGAGCAAUCUACAUCACGAGAAGUAGUACACAGCUGGGCGACAGGCAGUGAGGAAGGGGGCCCGUGCACAUGCUCAGGGCUGUUUACCUGCCUUCUCUCCAGCAGCACUAGCACCUACCAAAGCCUGCAGUCCAGCCACGGCUGGCAGCUUUUGUUUAGCACAAAUUCCCCACCUACUGCAAUGUGACUCCCCUCUGCUGUGUUCUUCUUGGGGCAUCAGGACGUUGAAAGGACAAUGCCAGUUUGGCGCCUAUUCUUCUUGGUAUGUUUGGUGUCAGAUAAGGCCACAAGAAAGAAAGAAAAGGUGUUAAGGCUUGCAGCCGAGCUCUGGCAGUCUCACUCAGGUUGUAUGAUGGAUGACGUGGGGUUUGGAGAUGCUCCCUAUAGCAUGGUUCAGUUUGGUCACAGGAGUAGCUAAAACUCAGUGUGCCAAAACUUUCACAUGCCUGCAAACAUUAGGGACUGUGUCCCUGGCAUAGCAGGGGCUAAACUCACUGGUAAAAUAAAUGUUGACUUACUUUUAUUUUUUCUAAA